This is a messenger RNA of Meloidogyne enterolobii, 969 nucleotides long. NCBI's taxonomy places the organism in Eukaryota, Metazoa, Nematoda, Chromadorea, Rhabditida, Meloidogynidae. The record is from the annotation of a GenBank genome assembly.
UUCCAGCCGCACUUGUGCGCUAUGGCCAACAUGGACAUCGACAGAUUACUGACGUAUCUUAUUGAUAAGCAAGGCCCUGACCUCGCCGCAGCUGUUGACGCGUCUGUGCUUUUUGAAGUUUGCCGUCAGGCCCAACAAGUUUUCGAGUCGCAACCCGUCCUUCUGGAACUCAACCCGCCUGUGGUCGUUUGCGGUGACAUUCAUGGACAAUAUGUGGACCUAUUGCGGAUUUUUCAUCAGCUAGGCUACCCACCAACGGCAAACUACCUUUUCCUAGGAGAUUACGUCGACCGUGGAACCAAAAACCUGGAGACGAUCGCUCUGCUCUUCUGCUACAAAAUCAAGUACCCGCGCAACUUCUUUUUGCUUCGAGGAAACCAUGAAACGGCUGCAGUGAAUGCUGUGUACGGCUUCCGGCAAGAGAUUCAAAGGAGAUUUGGUCGGAAUGAGCAUGGACCGUUGUGGCGUAUGUUCAACGAGGCAUUUUCGCAAAUGCCUGUCACGGCAAUUAUUGGGGGACGUAUCCUUUGUAUGCACGGAGGCCUUUCGCCACACUUAGAGACCAGAAAGCAGCUACGCAAAAUACCUCGAGGAUGGCAUGACCCUGGAGAAAACCGACUAGCAUUGGACCUGCUGUGGUCCGAUCCCGACCCAACCAUAAGAGGCUGGAGACCAAGUCCCCGCGGAUGCAGCUACUUAUUUGGUAAUGACGUUCUGCUAGAUUCUUGCCGUCAACUCGACAUUGAUCUGAUUGUGCGCGCGCACCAAGUGGUCCAGGAUGGAUAUGAAAUCAAUCCAACUCAACGACUCAUUACAGUGUUUUCAGCACCGAAUUACUGUGGAGAAGUGAUUCGACAACGCCGGCGCAGUGAUGUACGUCGACCAGAGGCUUGGAUGCUCUUUCGUUCAAUUUCGACCCAAAGUGUGAAAAUGAAAACAGAACGGUCAGAACUAAAUUAUAAAUAUUGA